AUGGCACGCCAGACGGCGAAGUUCCUGGUCGCGCUACUGCCAGCGAUCGUCGGUCUGACCCUCCUCCCUCUAUCUCGCUACCCCGCCACCGCGACCUUCUGGCGUUCUGCGACUCCGUCCUCCGAACAUCCCUUCGUAGAUGAGGGCCGCUGGGCCAUCACACCCGAGAUCGACGCGUAUGCGCGGAAGGUCCUCGAGGCGGAAGGCGUCCCCGGGCUCUCGAUCGCUGCUGUCCGGCUGUCUGAGGCAGGCGAGGUGCAGACCGACUGGACUGCAUGGGGCCGGAUGACGGAGGAUGGAGAACCGGCGACCGCGGACACGCUGUACAACAUAGGCUCGUGUUCCAAGGCGUUCCUUGUCACGGCGCUUGGUCUCCUCAUGGAGGACUAUGCUCUUGGACGGAAUGUCACUGCACUCCCACGCGGGAUGGAGCAGUUCAACUGGGAGACGAAGAUUCGGGAAAUGUUCGACACGCAAUCUCCUCUGAUAUUCGCUGACCCUUGGGCGAGGUCCCAAGCUAGCCUUCUGGAUGUGCUAUCGCACAUGUCGGGAAUAGGCAGACGAUCGCUUUCCUGCAGCCAAGAAUUCGUUUACAGCGACAUGGACUCACCUACAUCCGUUCUUCAGCGCGUGGAACACCUACGACCUGCUUACGAACUGAGAGAACGAUUCUCUUACACUAACAUAUUCUACACCAUAACCGCGCACGUCAUCGCAACCUACUCUGGCAUCUCAUACGAGUCGUUUGUCAUUGAUCGGAUCUUUGCGCCGCUCGGGAUGACGUCCACCACGUAUGCACACGCGGAAGCAAUCGCGAAUGGACGGCUGAGCCAUAGCUUCACCACAACCGGGAGACGCGUGCCCUUCUGGCUCGGGAACAACGCAACAACUGCAUGGGCUGGUCCGGCGGGUAUAAUGUCGAACGUAGUCGACAUGAGCAAAUGGCUCGCAACCUUAUUGAAUGGUGGCAUCAAACCAAGGACAAAUACCACCAUUAUCCCGCUGUCUGUGUACGAGGAGAUGACGACUGCUCGUGCGGUCGUCUUCGGCGCCCCGCGGCAUCCCUAUUUGACCAUCGAAGGUUACGGGAUGGGAUGGGAACGCCAGUCGUUCCAGGGACACGACGUUGUCAGCCACACCGGACGCAUGCCCGCUCACCUGAGCGAGGUGUUCUUCCUUCCUUCAGAUAGACUCGGCGUCGUCGCUCUUUCAAAUGGGGACCUGCCCCAAGAAGCCUACCACAAGAUCGCCAUGCGUGUGAUCGAAGAUGCACUCGCGCUACCGCACAUCGCGGACCCAGACGAACAGCCACCCCAGAACGACACGUCAACCCAGGACGAGCCUCACACCGACUCAGAGAACGCGACCGUCGUCCUCUCCGCAUCUCUAGCACGAUACGCAGGCACGUACGCCAAUCCAGCGUACGGGAACUUCACCCUAUGCGCGCCGACGACAACCUCAGCGUACUGCGCCCGCGUCCUCGCCGACUUCGCCGCCUGCGAUGAGCUGCACCCACACCCCGCGCUCUACGGGGCCUACCCCCGGUUCAUAUCCUCGCACGUCCGCCUCACACCCAACCCUACCGAGCGCCCCCCACGUUCCGAGGACCUGGUUUGCCGCGAAAGCGUCGACAUGUGGGACCUGGAGUUCACGAGCCUCUUCCCACAGGGGUACGGGCGGAACGCGACGCCGUUCGUGCACCGCGUCUUGGGUGGCAUGGCUAUGGAUGUACGGUGCGCGGUGCACGCGGGGGUCGUCGCGGGGUGCGGGAUCUUUAAUGUGACGAGCGAUGCUGAGAGGAUGCUGAGGGAGGGGAUUGUGAGCGAGGUUGCGGACGUGUGGUUCCGGAGAAUCCACUGA
Rhodofomes roseus is the source of this 1860-nucleotide messenger RNA. RefSeq names its product beta-lactamase/transpeptidase-like protein. The transcript has 6 exons. Bases 1 to 1860 code for a protein of 619 amino acids. The record is from RefSeq and is a predicted model, not a curated record. NCBI's taxonomy places the organism in Eukaryota, Fungi, Basidiomycota, Agaricomycetes, Polyporales, Fomitopsidaceae.